UCAUCUCUGCACAGAACCCCGGCGUGGAUGGGAGAUCUCCACGAGGGAGGCUGUGUUCAUUAGGUCCCACCUGGAGGACUCAACCUUCGGGCCAGGAUGCAUCGAAUGAUGAAAGAAGAAUCAAGCUACAGGACAAGCAGUCUGGAAAAUGCAACGCGCGACACCAGCAAAGAGCAGCUGCAUGUGAAGCUCUGCAAUGGGUCCUGCCAUGCUGAGCAAAUCCUACAGACACUGAACGCCUACCGACGUGGUGGCAUCUUCACAGAUGUGGUGUUGUUAAUUGAUGGGCAAGAAUUCCCCUGCCACCGUGCUACUUUGUCAGCCAACAGCACUUAUUUCCGGGCGAUGUUUGGUGGCAAUCUCAAGGAAAGCCAUCAGAAUAUCAUCAACAUCCAGAAGAUUUCUGCUUCCACCAUGUCUCUCCUUCUUGACUAUAUGUAUGGGGGGAACAUUGUCAUUCAGGAAGACAAUGUUGAAGGCAUCUUGGAACUGUCUGACUUGCUGCAGAUCUCCAAGCUUAGGGAUGCUUGUAUCAGCUUUCUUGAAGGCCAGCUUCACCCCUGCAAUUGUUUAGGCAUCAUGAAGUUUGCCGAUUCGUUCUCCAUCACUUCCCUGACAGAAAAAAGCAAGAGGUUCAUGCUGGAGUGUUUCGUGGAGGUGUCGUGCCAUGAAGAGUUCCUAGAGAUGGGUGUGAAGGAACUGGUUGAGUAUUUGUCUGAUGAGCAGCUGGUGGUUCCCAAGGAGGAGGUGGUCUUUGAAGCAGUCAUGCGCUGGGUACGACACGACGUACCUGCCCGGAAAGGAGCCUUGAAGGAUCUCCUUGAGCAUGUGCGUCUGCCACUGCUCAACCCCACCUACUUCCUGGAGAAGGUGGAAAUGGAUGGGCUCAUCCAGGACUCAAAGGAGUGCAUCCCUCUGCUGCACGAAGCCCGCAAGUAUUACAUCCUUGGGAAUGAGGUCAGCUCUUUGAGAUCGAGGCCCAGAAGGUUCAUGGAGCUGGCAGAAGUUAUCAUCAUCAUUGGGGGCUGUGAUAAGAAAGGCCUUCUGAAGCUGCCCUUCACUGAUCUCUAUCACCCAAAGAGCAGGCAGUGGACGGCCCUCUCCAGUGUGCCUGGCUACACCAAGUCAGAGUUUGCUGCUUGCACGCUGAAGAAUGAUGUCUACAUAUCAGGGGGACACAUCAGCAGCAAUGAUGUUUGGGUGCUGAGCUCCCAGCUGAAUGUCUGGAUCAAGGUUGCUUGUCUGCAGAAAGGCCGAUGGAGGCACAAAAUGGCAACACUUCAGGGCAAGAUCUACGCUGUGGGAGGCUUUGAUGGUUUCUACCGCCUCUCCAGUGUGGAGUGCUAUGACACCUUCUCCAACAGCUGGUCCACCUUGGCUCCACUGCCACAAGCAGUGAGCUCGGCAGCCGUGGUCUCCUGCCUGAACAAGCUCUAUGUGCUGGGUGGUGCUGUGGAUGACACUGCCAACACUGACAAGGUCCAAUGCUAUGAUCCAGAAGACAACAAGUGGACUCUCUUGUCUCCCACUCCUUUCUACCAGAGGUGCAUCAGUGCCGUCUGUUUGGACAACAUCAUUUAUGUUGUAGGUGGGCUCCUCAGUAAAAUCUUCAGCUAUGAUCCAAGGAAAGACAGCUGGCGAGAAGUGGCUGCCCUCCCUGGGCCUCUGGAGAGCUGCGGCCUGACGGUGUGUGGAGGGAAGAUUUACAUCCUGGGCGGCCGAGAUGAGAACGGGGAAGGCACAGACAAAGCAUUCACUUUUGACCCUGUAACGGGGAGUGUGGAGCAGCAGCCCCCGCUGCAGCGCUGUACCAGCUACCAUGGCUGUGUCACCAUCCUGCAGCACAUGAACAGAUGACCGUGGGGCUUUGACAGCAUCUUUCUCCUAUCCAGAUCCUCCCCUUGAG
Messenger RNA from Lagopus leucura (white-tailed ptarmigan), 1906 nucleotides. RefSeq names its product kelch like family member 35 (gene KLHL35). The record is from RefSeq and is a predicted model, not a curated record. NCBI's taxonomy places the organism in Eukaryota, Metazoa, Chordata, Aves, Galliformes, Phasianidae. Gene Ontology annotation, molecular function: protein binding. Bases 97 to 1857 code for a protein of 586 amino acids. The transcript has 7 exons.